GGAGCAGAAGCCCUUGGACGUUGACAUCCGCGAGUGGUACCAGCAGCACGGCAAAGAGCAGCAGCACGACAAAAAGCAGCAGCCCUUGGACGUCGACAUCCGCGAGUGGUCCCAGUGGCACGGCAGAGAGCAGCACGACAGAGAGCAGCAGCCCUUGUACGUUGACAUCCGCGAGUGGUCCCAGUGGCACGGCAGAGAGCAGCACGACAGAGAGCAGCAGCCCUUGUACGUUGACAUCCGCGAAAGGUCCCCGCAGCACGACAGAGAGCAGCCCGACCCGGAGCAGCGCGACGGAGAGGAGCAGCCCUUGGACGUGGACAUCCGCGAGCGGUCCCAGCAGCACGGCAGAGAGCAGCACGACCCGGACCAGCGCGACAGAGAGCAGCAGCCCUUGGACGUUGACAUCCGCGAGUGGUGCCAGAACAUCGGCAGAGAGCAGCACGACCCGGGGCAGCACGACAGAGAGCAGCAGCCCUCGGACGCUGACACCCGCGAGUGGUCCCAGCAGCACGGCAGAGAGCAGCACGACCCGGAGCAGCACGACAGAGAGCAGCAGCCCUUGGACGUUCACAUCCGCGAAAAGUCCCAGCAGCACGGCAGCGAGCGACACGAUCCGGAGCAGCACGACAGAGAGCAGCAGCCCUCGGACGUAGACACCCGCGAGUGGUCCCAGCAGCACGGCAAGGUGCAGCACGACCCGGAGCAGCACGACAGAGAGCAGCAGCCCUUGGACAUUGGCGUCCGCGAGCGGUCCCAGCAGCACGGCAGAGAGCGGCACGACCCGGAGCAACACGACAGAGAGCAGCAGCCCUUGGACGUUGACAUCCGCGGGUUGUCCCCGCAGCUCGGCAGAGAGCAGCACGAGCCGCAGCAGCGUUUGGACGUGGACAUCCGCGAGUGCUCCCAACAGCUCGGCAGAGAGCAGCACGACCCGGACCAGCGCGGCAGAGAGCAGCAGCCCUCGGACGUUGAGAUCCGCGAGUGGUCCCAGCAGCACGGCAGGGAACGGCACGACCCGCAGCAGCACGACAGAGAUCAGCAGCCCUUGGACGUUGACAUCCGCGAGUGGUCCCAGCAGCGCGGCAGAGAGCAGCACGACCCGGAGCAGCACGACAGAGAGCAGCAGCCCUUGGACGUAGACACCCGCGAGUGGUCCCAGCAGCACGGCAGAGUGCAGCACGACCCGGAGCAGCACGACAGAGUGCAGCAGCAACCCGUGGGAGUUGACAUUCGCGAAUGGUCCCAGCAGCACGGCAGAGAGCGGCACGACCUGGAGCAGCACGACAGAAAGUUGCAGCCCUUGGACGUCGACAUCCGCGAGUGGUCCCAGCAGCACGGCAGAGAGCAGCACGACCCGGAGCAGCACGACCGAAAGCAGCAGCCCUUGGACGUGGACAUCCGCGAGUGGUCCCAGCAGUAUGGCAGAGAGCAGCACGACCCGGAGCAGCACGACAAAGAGCAGCAGCCCUUGGACGUUGACAUCCGCGAGCG
This is a messenger RNA of Prorocentrum cordatum, 1491 nucleotides long. NCBI's taxonomy places the organism in Eukaryota, Dinophyceae, Prorocentrales, Prorocentraceae. The record is from the annotation of a GenBank genome assembly.